UAGCGCUUGUUAGAAAGCGCGCUAUCUAUGACUAUGAUCAUAGAUAGCGCUUGUUUAAAAAGGCGCUAUCUAUAUCUAUUUAAUAUUAUUUUUUUAAUUAAUAUUUUAAAAUAUAAUAAUAAAAGCAAAAUAGAUAGCGCUUGUUGUAGGGAGCGCUAUCUAUGGGGAUUAAAAAACUGCUUCCUCCCGCUACUACACUCUGCUUCCAAUUUGACGUUCGCUCCAAGCUUCCUCGUGCUGCUCCUCGUUUUCACUCUUCGNAUUGCUUCUUCGCGCUGUUCGUUGGUUUGAUUCGCGCUUCUCCUCCGUUUGAUCAGUGGCUAGGGCUCCUGUCCUUCGUUUCAUCAACGUUAGGCUCCUUCUCCUCCGUUCACAUUACUUUAGGGCUUCUUCUCCUCCGUUCACAGUGCGUUAAGGGUCCCGUUUCUCCUUCGUUUCAGGACUUCCAUUUUCAGAAUCUGUGUUCGUGCAGGAACCCAUUGUCACUCGCUGCCGGCAAACCCUGAGGGAGAACCCAUUAUCAGGUGUUGAUCUCUAUCAUCUAUGUAUUCUUUUGGAAUUCUUGUACAUAAAUAGGUUUACAUUC
Messenger RNA from Vigna radiata var. radiata (mung bean), 586 nucleotides. RefSeq lists its product as uncharacterized. The transcript has 2 exons. NCBI's taxonomy places the organism in Eukaryota, Viridiplantae, Streptophyta, Magnoliopsida, Fabales, Fabaceae. The coding region runs from base 162 to 506 and encodes 114 amino acids. The record is from RefSeq and is a predicted model, not a curated record.